AUGAGCAGUUCUCUUUAUGGCAAUGGUGAUGCCAAUAACUCGUUUGGGAUUCCAGUGAACGCGGGCAACGUAGGCUCACCAGGAGCACCAGUUAAUGCACAACAAUUGCAGCAGCAGCGAAAUUCCAAACAACGUAUGCUUCUCCAGCAGAGGGCUUUGCAACAGCAGAAACAUCAGCAGGCUAUGCAGAACUAUGAAUCUCAGUUCUACCAAUUGUUAAUGACUUUGAACAAAAAACCAAAGCGAAUUUAUAAUUUCGUUGAAGAUACCGAUCAGACUUUGAAGAAAUACGAGCAGUAUAGACCCAGUUUUGAGUUUCAUAUUUAUGAGAAUAAUUAUAAGAUCAGUGCUCCCGCAAAUACGCGACUGCAACAGCAGCAAAAGGCGCCCGAAUUGACUAGUGAUGGAUUGAUCCUUAACAAAAACAAUGCCGUGCUAAAGAAUUUCUUAGAGUAUGUUGCCAGGGGAAAGAUCCCAGAGUCUAUUACUGAGGUACUCCGAGAUUGUAAUAUCCAAUUUUAUGAAGGAAACCUUAUUCUUCAAGUUUAUGAUCAUACAAACACCGUUGAUGUAGUGUCGAAUGAUCAAAAUGUACAAUCGCCACAGCCUAGAAAUGGCUCUUUGCCAACAAAACAGCAGGAUUCUGAUGUCAAUACUGUAGAAUCACAAUCAUCAUCUGAUACCACAGACCCGAAGAAAAUUAGGUCAACGACUUUCAAGAGGCCCAGGGUAUAUCGUACUCUUCUCAAGCCAAAUGACUUGACCCACUAUUACGAUAUGAUGUCGUACGCGGAUCAUACUAGAUUCUCCGAUAGCAUAUACCAACAAUUGGAAUCCGAAAUCUUAUCGCUCACAAAGCGCAAUCUAAUGCUUGAUGUACCUCUGAAUCCGUAUGAACAUAGAAAUAUACUAGAACCAGAAUCGUUUGCCAGUCCUCAUUAUGACAACAAAUCUAACUCCUUUGUACAUAAGCAUCGAAAGGAGUGCAAGGAACCUGGUACAAAAGGAGCUGUCGGUCACAUUGAAGAGCAUGAAGAAUUACCGCAGAAUAGUUCUAAUUACGAGCAAAUGAUGCUGAUUAUGAGCGAGCGUACCACGACCUCUACUAAUGCGACUUUCGCAGCCUCACUAACUAAGAACGCCAUGCAGGCAGAAGCUUCACAGUCAAAAUUGAAUAUUGGACGUAAUUCUUCCCCCACUUCAGUAAGUGGUAAAUCCGGAAGUCGUAACCCAUCGACAAGUCGAAAUCAAGUGGCAAUCGCUGCUGCAGCUGCUGCGGCUGCUGCAGGGUUAACGGUAGGGAAUGAAAAUAACCAGUUCAGUAGACUAAAAUUCAUUGAACAAUGGAGACUCAACAAAGAAAAACGAAAACAGCAAGCACUGAAUAAUAAUAUUGCCCCCAAUUCAUUCAAUAAUGUGAUAUCAAUGGCCGCACCUUUAACACCACAACAGCAAUUACUGCAGCAGCAGCAAGCGAUGGAACGCGCUGAUCAACGACAAGGCUACCAAGCGGACCAGGGAGUUGGCCAACAAGCACAAGGUGCUAAGAAGCGCAUGAAUAGUGAAAAGCCAAAACCAAAGAGACCUCGCAAGACUAAAAAAGCUGAUGGUCCUGAAGCACCUCCCAAGAAAAAACGAGUCACUAAGAAGAAAACCACAGAUUCAUCCCCUGCUGAUGCUAAUGAAAGUUUCUGA
Torulaspora delbrueckii is the source of this 1695-nucleotide messenger RNA. It is a transcript of the gene SPT20, whose product is annotated as Spt20p. Lineage: Eukaryota; Fungi; Ascomycota; Saccharomycetes; Saccharomycetales; Saccharomycetaceae. Gene Ontology annotation, cellular component: SAGA complex. Gene Ontology annotation, molecular function: transcription coregulator activity. The coding region runs from base 1 to 1695 and encodes 564 amino acids. Gene Ontology annotation, biological process: regulation of transcription by RNA polymerase II. The record is from RefSeq and is a predicted model, not a curated record. The transcript has a single exon.